GCGACUAGAGCCUCUGCAUUUGCUCAACAGAGCCAACCAAGUGUUGUUUAAAUUUAUCUUCCGCUGAGCCAUUUUGGAUUAAACUUUUGCGUUGGAUCAAAAUGUUCUGAAACCUAAAAGUAAAUAUUGAUAUUUCCUACUCGGUUACUUGUUAAGAGUGUGUCACUCGUGUAAAAGUUCAAAAAAUGAACCGUGAACAGUUUUAAGCGUUUGUGCAAAAUUUUGAUUUGAAAGUGUUCUUGUGUGAAACCAAUCUCCCUCACCGAUGUCGUGGUACGACGAGGCAAGCAGCGAAGAUCGGGCGGAAUCGCCACAGGCCCUCGCUCGCCCCGAGUUGGUCACCGUAAAAAUCGAGCAAGUGGACAGUGAUUCAAAGGAGCCUGAAGAAACAAAACAAGAUUCUUCAGGAUGCGGAGUCCCACUGAUCGUGAAGAUUGAGUCCCGGCUGGCUAGCAGGAGACACACACCUGCAGCUAAUGAGAAGCAUAAUUAUGUGGAGACAAUGCAAAAUGGUGGCAGUGAUGAUGCAGAUCAUCGCCUGCUCAAGUCUCAAUCGGAAUACGUGCUAAUGAAGAAACAAACGUUCGCGGACGUCGACAAGAGGGUGUUCCUCGACUUGUUAAAAAAGUACCAAAAAGUAAUGGACAACAAGAGAUUGGACUAUGAGACGAUGCGCGAGAGGAACGUCGCGUGGAACCGUAUCACAGCCGGAAUACAACCACAAUCCGUCCACCAUGACUCGGGCGCGUCUGCUGCCGCAGUGCCGUUCCGCAACGAGUGCCCCGUGUGCCGCAAGACGUUGGCGACGCCUUCGGGCCUCCAGCGGCACCUCGCCAACCACUCCAGGGAGAGUUUCGCCUGUCGCGUCUGUUACAGGCAAUUUUUUAAGCAGGAGUCGCUUGAUAAGCACUUCAAGGUUCACGAGAAACCGUCCAGCUACGCUUGCGACCAGUGCGCGAAGACUUUUAAAUCGAAAUCCAACCUUCAUCAACACCAAAAACUUCACUUGAAGGUACUACCGUACUACUGCAAAACAUGCGAGAAAAGUUUCGUCGUCAACUGCCACUAUAAAAGACAUUUGGAAGCCGGAAAAUGCGUGAAACCGUCGAGUUUAAUUUGCCUUUUAUGCAACAAAAAUUUCAGCAGAGACCUUUUACUAAAAACGCAUUUAAAGAGCCAUGAGUUGGACAGACCCUUUCGCUGCGACACAUGCGACAUGACGUUCAAGUACAAAAGCACUCUUGUGCGACACAUGCAGGUGCAUAAAAAUCUUCGCCCUUACAAAUGCAAAUACUGCGACAAGACUUUCACCGCCUUUGGCUUGAUAAAGCCGCACCUGCGCAAGCACACCGGCGAGCGCCCCUACCCCUGCGACAUAUGUUUCAAAGGCUUCAGUCACAAACAGAACAUGGAACGGCAUAAGUUACGUCACAACAAAGUCAAACAAUUGAUUUGUGAAAUUUGCCAUAAACAAUUCCCUAGAGAGAGUCGUUUAAAAUACCACAUGCGAACUCAUUUGAUCGACAAAUUGCCUUUCAAAUGUCCGCUUUGUCAUAAAUGUUACUCCCAUAGACAAAAUAUUCAAAGGCAUUACAAGAAAAAACAUCCGAACGAAACUUAUGAGUGCAAAGAAACGGACGCCAGUGUGGCCAGUAUCAUUUGGGAGGCGUUAAAAAAAAAGCAACAGGAAGAGAAUGUUUACAAAGUGUUGCCAGCGGAGAAAGACGGGUGCAAAGUGUUGCCCGUUGAAAACGUUGAGGUAAAAGUGGAAUUACAGGAAAGUAGUGAUGAAGAGUUUUUGUCGGAAGUACGGAAUAGAAAGUGUCAAAAUGUUGAAACUAUUAUUCCAUAAAUUUUAUAUAAUAUGCACAAGGUCGCUAAGUGUCGUAGAAAAUUUAUUUUUUAUUCUUUCCAAGGUAUAUUUAUACAUGGACAGAUGAACAAAUCACUACUAAAUCUAAAAGAUGUAUACGGAAUGUUUUUUAAAUGGGAUAGUAUGGGGAAAUCCGAAACCAUAGAAGAGACAAGCAAACUGUCUUAGGAACCAUUAAGUCUUUUUUUGUGAACUUAAUUAUGGCAUACACGGGACAACUCUAAUUACUAAUUAUACACAAAAAAGUAUUUUGAACAUCGAGGGAUC
This is a messenger RNA of Hyposmocoma kahamanoa, 2140 nucleotides long. RefSeq names its product zinc finger protein OZF-like. The coding region runs from base 266 to 1852 and encodes 528 amino acids. NCBI's taxonomy places the organism in Eukaryota, Metazoa, Arthropoda, Insecta, Lepidoptera, Cosmopterigidae. The record is from RefSeq and is a predicted model, not a curated record. The transcript has 6 exons.